AUGCGCACCCGACGGGGGCGGGGCGGCAACGACGGCGACGUAACGAGAGGGCAAGCGCGCGCUGUGAAGCGUUUCUCGACCAAGAACAAGGCCGGAGCAAAAGGUAGGGGAGGUCGCGAGGUCUCGAAAAAGGCACGACGUGCGCGCAGGUGCGCGAGUUGCGCACGCCGCAGCAAGCGGCUGUUCGUACAGCUGAAGAGCGCCGCUCUGACGAACUUCUGCUACCUGACAAGGAAGUCGCCUGACAAGAAGAACUUCCGCAUAGCCUUGCGAAAAUAUGAUCCAGGAGUCAACAGACACGUCAUGUUUUAUGAGGCGAGGCUGCCGUCUGAGAAGAACAAAAAACAGAUAACUCUCUCCCUUCAGCGAUAUAUCCGCUGGACGGGGAAACAGGUCAAGCUCCUCCUCGACAAAGUGGAGAAAGCUUGGGAGUACGGGCGCUUUCAGAAGUAUUUUGACAACCAAGCGCCUCUACUCACUGACAGGCGUGGAAGAGCAGUUCCCCGGUACAAGUAG
This is a messenger RNA of Besnoitia besnoiti, 516 nucleotides long. RefSeq names its product putative 50S ribosomal protein L33. The transcript has 5 exons. Gene Ontology annotation, cellular component: large ribosomal subunit; ribosome. Gene Ontology annotation, molecular function: structural constituent of ribosome. Bases 1 to 516 code for a protein of 171 amino acids. The record is from RefSeq and is a predicted model, not a curated record. Gene Ontology annotation, biological process: translation. NCBI's taxonomy places the organism in Eukaryota, Apicomplexa, Conoidasida, Eucoccidiorida, Sarcocystidae.